This is a messenger RNA of Kwoniella shivajii, 1617 nucleotides long. RefSeq lists its product as uncharacterized. Gene Ontology annotation, biological process: phenylalanyl-tRNA aminoacylation. The coding region runs from base 1 to 1617 and encodes 538 amino acids. Gene Ontology annotation, cellular component: phenylalanine-tRNA ligase complex. The record is from RefSeq and is a predicted model, not a curated record. Lineage: Eukaryota; Fungi; Basidiomycota; Tremellomycetes; Tremellales; Cryptococcaceae. The transcript has 8 exons. Gene Ontology annotation, molecular function: magnesium ion binding; ATP binding; phenylalanine-tRNA ligase activity.
AUGCCCACCAUCACAGUUGACAAAGCUGAACUUUACCGUCGAUUGGAGAGGGAAUACAGUACUCAUGAAUUUGAUGAACUGUGCUUCGACUUUGGAAUUGAACUAGAUGAGGAUACGACGGAAGACGUAGAAGACGCUCGAGCGAAAGGAUUGCCUACACCACCACCUCAAUUGAAGAUUGAGAUCCCAGCAAACAGAUAUGAUCUACUCUGCUUGGAAGGUUUAGCUAGAUCUUUACGGAUCUUCUUGGAAAAGGAAUUACCUCCAACAUAUACAUUAUCUGUUCCUGAGAAAUUACAAGAAGUAUACACUUCCCCACUUCGACCUUAUUUCGCUUCAGCGAUUAUACGUUUAUCCAGACCUAUGAAUCAAUUAGAAUAUGAAUCUUUCAUUGAUUUGCAAGAUAAACUUCAUCAAAAUUUAUGUAGACAACGUAAAUUCGUUGCUAUAGGUACACAUGAUUUAGAUACUAUCCAAGGUCCUUUUAGAUAUAUGUGUAAAGAUCCUAAAGAAAUCAGAUUCGCUCCUUUGAAUAAAGAUCAAGAAUAUACCGCAAAAGAAUUGAUGUCUGUUUACGAGAUCGUCGCCGGUAAAACGAAAAACAUCUUCAUUGACACCACUGCCACUGACAAGACCAAGCUCAUCGAGCCCGUCAAAAUCAUCAUGCCUGACGGAUCUUCUCACCUCUCACCUCCUCUCGCACCCAGAUCGACGACCGCCUCGUCAUCCUAUAUCAACGCUGCUACUGGACUCACAUUAUCCCGAGAAGAGAUUUGCAAACUUUUGACUAGAAUGUCAUUGAACGCCUCACCCUCCACCACCGAUGCGGACGCUCUUGACGUUCAAGUCCCAGCUACCAGACCUGACAUCUUGCAUGAAUGUGAUAUCAUGGAAGAUGCUGCUAUUGCGUAUGGAUUCAACAACCUCCCUCAAUCUAUGCCUACUACAAAUACCGUCGCCAAAGCUUUCCCCGUUAACAGACUGGGUGAUGUCAUAAGAAAGGAAUGUGCUAUGGCAGGUUGGAUAGAAGCGUUACCUUUGAUUCUGAAUUUCAAAUACCUCAACCGACCUGAUCCAGGGAAUUACGCCAUCCACUUGGCUAAUCCGAAAUCAUUGGAAUAUCAAGUAGUCAGAACUUCUUUAUUACCUGGCAUGUUGAAGACUGUGAGGGAGAAUAAGGCACUGCCGUUGCCAAUGAAGAUUUUCGAAGUUUCAGAUGUAGCCGUACAAGAUCCAAAGGCAGAAAGACAAUCACGAAAUUAUAGAAGACUCUGUGCUGUUUACAUGGAUAGAAAAGCUGGAUUCGAAGUUGCACAUGGUUUAUUAGACAGAGUGAUGCAGAUUCUAGGUGUGCCAUUCAUAGAGAAGAAGGAAAGUGAUGGGAAAUACGGUUACUAUAUCGCUUCUGCUGAUGCCUCCGAACCGACACCUUCAACUUCCGGUCCAUUAUCGACUCUCGCCUCGAGCUUGAAAUCAGCUCUACCUGACAGUAAAAAAACAUGGGAAAGAGAUAUCGUCAUUGGUUCACUUGGUAUCCUUCAUCCAAGCGUGUUGGGUAAUUUCGAAUUGACAAGACCUUGUUCAAGCAUGGAGAUUGACGUUGAGCCGUUGUUAUAG